UGGAGAAUCUGAAGAGCCAAAUCUCCUGAGCCUGGGCCUACUGCUGUCAGCGUCUCUGAGACCUCUCUCACCUGAGAAUUACCAGGUCUCACAACACUUUCCGUCCAGCCUACAGUGAGGGAUGUCAACAAAGCUACAGAAAACUCACAUUUUCUAGACUUACAAGCUGUGCAGCUGGGCAGGAACCUUAUAAUCUCCAUCCUUAGGGAAGGUUCAGAAAUAUAGACAAAUGGGAUGAAAACUCGGAUAUGCUGAGCCUGAUAUAUACAAAAGCCUUCAGAUAGUCUCCUCAAGGAAGAGCCCAAUUAGGUCCACAUAAUUAGUCCACACAUCUAGAUUAGGUAUAGGCAAAACGAGCCCUUUCUCCAUCUACCAAAACAGAGCAAAAGACUGACAUAAUACUGUAAAAGAUUCUUGUUCUAAUAACAGUAUUAUAAUGCAGUUUCACCCAUAUUUAUUUUAAUCCGUAUAAAAGUAGGAGUGUGGAAAAUAAAACAUUACUUAUAUUUUUGAAAAUUGAUUAAGAAGCUCUGAUAAAACCUGUUGGAGGGGUGAUUGCUGUGCUGAAGGAUAGAGAGGGUAUCUCAAUUGUCAAAUCAUAGCAUCACCAUUUUCUGCUUGUGUGCUAUUAGCUCGGAGAGUGAUUUGUUUUUAUCGGAUUGUUAGAACACGUCCAAUAGAUUUAGAGACAGUCUAAGUGACUGUGAAAUGCCUCAAGGGCAAUAGAAAUCAAAGAGAAACACAUACCAACUCAAGUCUUAAGUGAUGAUGGAGGCGCAUUUUAAAUACCAUGGAAAUCUCACUGGGCGUGCCCAUUUUCCCACUCUGGCAACAGAGGUUGAUACCUCUUCAGACAAAUAUUCCAAUCUGUACAUGUAUGUGGGCUUAUUCCUGAGCCUCCUGGCCAUUCUCCUCAUCCUGCUCUUCACAAUGCUCCUUCGGCUCAAACAUGUCAUCUCGCCCAUCAACUCAGACAGCACAGAAAGUGUUCCUCAGUUCACAGAUGUAGAGAUGCAGAGUCGAAUCCCCACUCCUUAAAGCCAGGAUGAAGG
Messenger RNA from Piliocolobus tephrosceles (Ugandan red Colobus), 1052 nucleotides. RefSeq names its product serine rich and transmembrane domain containing 2 (gene SERTM2). NCBI's taxonomy places the organism in Eukaryota, Metazoa, Chordata, Mammalia, Primates, Cercopithecidae. The transcript has a single exon. The record is from RefSeq and is a predicted model, not a curated record. The coding region runs from base 766 to 1038 and encodes 90 amino acids. Gene Ontology annotation, cellular component: intracellular membrane-bounded organelle.